Molecule: messenger RNA, 5773 nt
Organism: Thrips palmi
Lineage: Eukaryota; Metazoa; Arthropoda; Insecta; Thysanoptera; Thripidae
Product: oxysterol-binding protein-related protein 9
Exons: 17
Coding region: 88-2418 (776 amino acids)
Cellular component (GO): cytosol; intracellular membrane-bounded organelle; membrane
Molecular function (GO): sterol binding
Source: RefSeq, a predicted model, not a curated record
GCGGCCGCCGCAAGCUCCAAGUUUAGCAAGCAGACAGAAAAGUUUAGAGAGAGAGGUUGUGGUUGUCGAUGUUGAUUACAUUGGAAUAUGGCCACCAUCAUGGAAGGGUCUUUGAGUAAAUGGACCAAUGUAAUGAAGGGCUGGCAGUUUCGAUGGUUUGUGUUGGACGACAAUGCUGGUUUGCUGUCAUACUACACGUCACGAGAAAAAAUGAUCCGUGGCGUUCGGAGAGGCUGUGUGCGACUCAAAGGAGCUGUCAUUGGAAUAGACGAUGAGGACGACAGCACUUUCACAAUCACGGUGGACAGUAAGACUUUUCAUUUUCAAGCAAGAGAUGCUGAUGAGAGGGAGAAGUGGAUUCGAGCACUUGAGGACACAAUUUUAAGACAUGCUCAUAAGCUGCGUUGGGAUCCAUCCAAGCCAGCUCCUUCUGUUCAAGAUUUUGAUAAAAAGUUGGUUGAAGCAGAUGCUUACCUGCAGAUUUUGAUUGAUCAAAUAGAGGCUUUGGAAGAUCGAAUAGAUAAAAUGCAAGACCCCUCAGACAAAUCUCAUGGACUUCACAUUCGGGACCAUGCAAAUUCUCUACUUGAAAAUGUGAAACAUUCCAUUGUGCUUCUCCAAAUAGCAAAGAAUACUGCUCAUCCUGUUAAUGGCAUUUUCCAACCAGCUACAUCUAGCUAUACAUUAAAUGAUUCUUCUCCUACUUCAAAGCAAGAUUCAGGGCCGGACAUGGCGAGUCUUACCUCCACUGUGGUGCACACUGGCAUCGAAAUGGGAGCCGAAUGCGUGGCCAAUAUUCCACCGUCUUCUCCUUCUGGCGGACCUCCUGUGCCACCUGGCUCCCUCCCUCUCUCUCUGUCUGCGCUCAGUGUGACCGGCGGGGCGCACCGACCAAGCAUGACCCUCCUGGUCCCGGACAUCUCCUACUCGAGCUCCGAGGACGAGGACUUCUACGACGCCAAUGACUACACGUCGACCCCCAACAGCGUCCACAGCGGACUGCCGCUCUUCUCGUCGGCCUCGGAGCUGGACGCGGCCGGCCGCACCUCGGCCUCCCCGCUGGGCCGGCGCGAGUCCGAGGCCUCCUCGGCGUCCCAGGCGCACGGCCUCGGCCACGGCGCGGGGGCGGUCGGCCUCGGCGCCGCGGGUCCCGGACGCGGCAGCAUCGCCGGCGAACAGCGGCGGCAUGGAGUACCACCCCUCCUGUCGGACGGCUCGCUCGACUACGACGCGCUCUAUGAAGACGAGGAUGAAAGCGACUUGGGUCCCAUGGAAGCUCACGGGUCUGUUGUGACUCACCUGCUGUCACAAGUGAAGAUUGGAAUGGAUUUGACCAGAGUUGUGCUGCCGACGUUUAUUCUAGAAAGACGAUCCCUUCUUGAGAUGUACUCAGAUUACUUUGCACAUCCAGAUUAUUUCUUGAAAAUUGCAGAUUUUAAAGACCCUCGUGACCGAAUGGUUCAAGUUGUCCGGUGGUACAUGUCUGCUUACCAUGCAGGCAGGAAAAGCUCAGUAGCCAAAAAACCCUACAACCCCAUCUUGGGUGAAAUAUUUUACUGUCACUGGAAUGUACCUGAUAUCUCGACAGGAAAUGAGCCCCUUGUAACGGAUGGGCCUGUCCCCUGGUGUGAUCGGAACCAGCUCACAUUCAUAGCAGAACAAGUUUCCCACCACCCUCCCAUUUCUGCCUUUUAUGCUGAGCAUUAUAACAAGAGAAUAAGUUUUUGUGCACAUGUUUGGACAAAGUCAAAAUUCCUUGGUCUCUCUGUUGGUGUGCAUAAUAUUGGUCAAGGCUGUGUGUCUGUUCUUGAAUAUGAUGAAGAAUACAUUGUUACAUUCCCAAAUGGUUAUGGCAGGUCUAUUCUAACAGUGCCAUGGAUUGAACUUGGUGGGCCGGUGACAAUUGCUUGUGCCAAGACUGGUUUCAAUGCUACCAUUGAGUUUCACACCAAACCAUUUUAUGGUGGUAAAAAGCACAGGAUAUCUGGCGAAGUUUUCCAACCCGGAGAAAAGAAACCAUUCCUGAGCAUCAGUGGAGAAUGGAACGGCAGCAUGCAUUCAAAGUGGGCGGAUGGGAGAACGGAACUAUUUUUGGAUGUGAAUGAAAUUCCCAUAAUCAAAAAAGAAGUGAGACCUAUUUCUGAUCAGGACGAAAUGGAAUCCCGAAGGCUCUGGAAAGAAGUUACCGCUGGGUUGAGGUUAAAUGACAUUGACAAGGCCACCAAUGCGAAGACAGAGCUGGAACAGCGACAGAGAGAGGAAGCAAAGGAUCGGAAAGAAAGGAACUUGCGGUGGGAAACCAAGUGCUUCCGCGAGACGGGGGACAACUGGGUGUACGUGGCUCCGCUCAUCGCCCGCCUGUCGCGGAACGGCACCACCGGCACGACGGACCCCCACGCCGCCUCGGAGCAGCGGUAGUGACACGCCCCCCUGCCACCCCAGUGGCGCCCAGGGCCUCCGCCACACCGGUGGCCUCCCCGGCGUUGUCCCGGCGAGCAGCGCGAGCAGCGGCACCCAAUCGCCGCCACCCAUCACCUUCUCCCUCACCGAGCCCGUCGCCGAGCCGGUCGCCGAGCCGGUCACCGAGGCCGCGGCGUCGCUCGACGACCUCCUCUCGACGGACCGGCCGUGCCGCGUCUCCCCGCGGCCCUCCGUGUCGUCCACCGUGACCAGGAAGGCGUCGUCGUCCUCGGACAGGCCGUGCGUCGUGUCGCUGACCGCCACGCCGGAGCGCCGCGCCGUGCACUCGUCGCUCAUCCUGGACCCCACCGCGCUCGCCGACCUGUCCUUCACCUGCUGCAACAACUCGUCCUGCUGCCCCCAGACUGCCCCCAGGCUGUGGAUGCGCGGCGACCUGGCGCCGUCGCCGUCGCUGCCGUCGUGCACCGUCCACGGCCUCGGACACCCGGCGCCGCUCUCGCCGUCGCGGUCCUUCCCCUGGGUGCCGUCCGCGCCGUCCUCCACCUGCCCGGACUCGGCCUCGGACAUGUGGCGCCGCGGCCUCGGCCGCUGGGGCUUCCUGUCGCGACCCUCGCGCCCCCUCUCCCCCUCGCCGGCCUCGUCCUACGGGCUGCGGCUCAGCGACUCGGCCCUGUCGUCGGCCUCCUCGCCGUCCUCGCCGGCCGCGCGCUGCUGCCACCACACCGUGCACCACGUGCAGCGCCGCGUCAGCCCCUGCUGCCGGUCGUGCCGCCGCACGUGCUGCGUGGUCAUGUGAUAGAUCCCCCUCCCCCUCCCCUCCCCCCUCUUCCCCUCUCAGAAUGGAAUGCAAGUUGUGCUGUGAACACGGUAUUGUCGUAGGACUAGGAUCGACUUGAUGGACACCCAGCCGUGACCCUGUUCCCUGUUAUGUAGAGCGUAGUUUUUUUUUUUUUUUUUUUUUAAGUAUAGGCCGGACCCUAGGGUCUGGUGUUGUUAAAGUUGCUUGUGGUGCUACAGGCUGUUGGUGAAAGAACCAAGUAAAGCCAUUUAGCUGUCUGUAUUGACUGUUGUGUAGUGUUUUCAAGUUUUUAAUCUUUUUGCAAUCAUGUCCACUGCAUCAUUUUUAUCAUUUUUCCCUGGUGAGAAAUUUCUGAUGUAGAGUAGUAUUUUUUUUGGCUAUUUGAAUGAUGCAGGACUCUCAUUUCUUGAAAUCUCUUUUCUAAUAAUGUGUUCUUUUGAUAGGAAAAACAUGCUCUUUUCACCAUGUAGUAUUAUGCCAACAGUGGAGAAGCCACAAUGCUGAUAUCUUAGACUGAUACCAUUGUUUGUGCUCAUUCCUAUGGCACACAACAUUAAAAGAGUGACCGUUUUUCUCUAAAGUUGCUUUUGUGUUUUAUUAUCCUUGUUUUGAGCUCAAUCCAAACUGUUACUGUUUUUUGAUCUUCUUUCUUUACAGUAAUCAUCGGCUUUUCUACUCAUUUGGUUCACAGGCAGGUAUUCACUCAAUUGGUGGCAUCUGUAAUUUUUAUAAUAUUUUUAUCAAGCAUUUGUAGCUAGCAGAUUAUGGCAACUUGCAGGGAAUGUAUUUCAUUUUUAAAAUGAAUUGCUAUAGCUACUCCACACUCAAUCCCUAUCAUGUUCUAUUCAUUGGCAGAGCUCUCUGCUCAUUUUUUUAAUUGAUGUCUUGUGCCCCUCUUCAUCAACUAUCUAGACUAAGUUGUCAAUGUGUUGAGAAGCACAAAGGAAGUUUGAGAGUAACGCCAUAUUCUUAUGUGUUUGUAUUUUUCAUCUUUGUUUCCUGCACCUGUUUUUAGAACUGAUUUUCAAACUAAUUUCCAAGUGCUUCAGUGGAAUGUCUUUAAAAUAACUCUAGUCUAGCUAUUAUUUUUGGACCUACCAGAAAAUGAAGAUGUUUGUCAUGUUCCAUUGUGGUUGUGGCUGUGUUUGUAAUACAAUUGAUUUUGGGUGGUGUAUAUUUUGCCACCAAACAGGAAUGAAUUUGAACAUGUAGUGUUAAAGCAUGGAAAAAGUUCUGCACCAUGCUUCCACAGAACAUAAUAUCAUAUCUACCAGCAAUGUCUUUUUAACUUAUUUAUUUAUUUCUGUAAUAAGCUUGGUUCUAGGGAUAUGUUCAAAGAAUCCGUUACUGGUUUGGUUUACCUCUGAUGUGAUGUGGAUUAAUGUGACUGAAGUGUGAUUUGUUAUUAUCUUUUACAUUUUCUAUUUAGGCAUACACUAUACUGUAAGUAGUCUUUAUCUUCUUCCAUCUGUCAAUGUUUUGACUAGGUUGUGCUCACAUUCCCUUUGUAAUGCCAGACUUCACUCCUCUCUGUGAAGUAUUCGAUGCCAUUCCCCACAGACCUCUUUUCGUUAAGAGGUUAUUAAAUUAUAAAUUGCAUUAAUAUAUGGAAUCUGAUAAGGGUCUUGAAGUUUUGAAACUUAUUUACUGUGAAAAAGAAAUGCUGUGUUAUAAAUGCAGAAUCACCCAUUAGAACUCAAGUGUUUGUAGGUGGUGGUAUUGUGUUCAAGUGCAGAUAUACACUUGGUAGUAACUAAAUCUGACUGCAGCCAAUGUGCUCUUAUAAAUGAACUCGAUUUCCUUCCUUUAUAAUAUUAUCUGUGCCUACCCGAGACGCAAUUGCCUUCAAGCUCAAAUUACAACACUAGAAACAGCACGUUGAUAUUGAUGAGCACAAAUCAGUCAAAAUGGCCCUCAUUUUCUAAUCCUGUACAGCGCUUAUUUGUGGCAGUUUAUUUUUGUGAUUGUUUUGAAACCGUCAAUUUCAAAGCAGACAGGCUUUUUGAUUUGGUUCAACUGUGUAGACUGUCAGAUAAUAUUAAUCUUCCUGGCACCUAUCACAGUAUGCAAAACAUGAUUGGAAAAGUUGGUACAAGGAAGAACUAUUUUGAAAUCUUCCUCCUAAAAAUUUAACACUUUGUAUUAACUAACUAAAAGUUGUGAUACAGCUUUUAAAAAUCCACAAAACUAUCAACAUAAAACAUUAUAUUUCAAAUUAUGACAUUUCCAUUUUGGAAAUAUUGUUGCUAGGUCUUUAACAAUACCUGUGCAUCUUAAACAAACCUUAUUAACUUUCAAAGAUUAAAAUUGUACAUAUACCAAAGGAGAGUAGAAAGAACAAGUUGGUGCAUCAAUUAAUGAAAAGGAAUUUAAAUUGAAUGGCAAAUAUCAAAUCAGUAUAUUUUUAAUUUUAUCAACUUCUGGAAAGUACAAUCCAUUUAUAGAUAACAUUGUUGUACAGCAGUUCUGACUGACAUGAAUGUGCUCCUGUAACUGUAUUAAAUAUUCAUUUUAAACUAGAAAUAAAGAGUUUGGAUUCACAAUAAAUAUUGA